AUGUCCACUCCAAAGCCUCGAAUUGUUGCCUUGGGUCAGCCCAAAUAUAUCGAUGCAGAGUACCUCGAUCAGUUCAAAGAAGACUUCGAUUUCUCGGUUCUCGAAGCGUAUGACCGCCAGACUACUCUGAAGCUGCUACCAAGAUAUAUCGCUCAACAUGGACCGAUUGAUGGUUUCAUCAUUAGGAUGGGAACUCCGCCCUAUGAGCCAUUUGACAGAGAGCUCUUGGCUUUUUUGGCUCCAGGAUGCAAAAUCAUUGCCUCGGCAAGUGCUGGGUACGAUGAGUUUGAUGUCGAUUGGAUGACCCAGCAAGGAAUACACUUCUGCAACACCAUUGACGCAGUUGCUGAGAGUACCGCUGACAUGGCCAUCCAUCUGAUACUGAGUGUCCUUCGGAACACGAGCAAUGCGGAAAAUAAUGUCCGGAACGGAUUCUGGCGCGCAGGUCUAGUGCCUUGUGCCGAUCCCUCUGGAAAGAAUCUUGGAAUCGUUGGACUGGGCAGUAUUGGAAAGUAUCUCGCCAAGAAGGCCGCAGUGUUCAAUAUGCGUGUCUCGUAUUAUAAUCGCAACAGGCUACCGGCGCACGAGGAGGCUGCAUACAAUGUUACAUAUUGCGAAAGUCUGCAUCGAUUGCUAGAGCAGUCUGACAUCAUCUCAAUCAACUGUCCUUUGAAUUCCAACACAGUAUCAAUGAUUGGAAAAGAUGAAUUCACUGUCAUGAAAGAUGGGGUAUUUCUUGUGAACACCGCUCGGGGACCGAUCGUGCACGAGGAGAGUCUGAUCGAGGCUCUCAAAUCAGGCAAGGUUACUCGAGCUGGAUUGGAUGUGUUUGACAAGGAGCCCCAUAUCAAUGCCUACUUCAAAUCCAGUGACAAGGUCAUUGUGAUGCCUCAUCUGGGUGGCUUGACUGAUGUUGCAUUUGGUCGCGCUGAGCGUGAAUGCUUCGAGAAUAUUAAAGCACUCUUCAAACAUGGAAAGCCGAAUUCGCCGAUUAACCAGGUAUCUUAG
Penicillium olsonii is the source of this 1008-nucleotide messenger RNA. The record is from the annotation of a GenBank genome assembly. NCBI's taxonomy places the organism in Eukaryota, Fungi, Ascomycota, Eurotiomycetes, Eurotiales, Aspergillaceae.